AUGCCUCACGCAGGCUCCGAACCGCUCGAGAUCCAUCUCGAGUCGAAUGACCUCGUCCUGCGAGGCUUCACGGGCGACGAGUUCGAGCCGGCGGUUCUCAACGGCGAGCUGAUUCUCAAUCUGGUGCAUCCGACGGACCUUAAGGAGGUCUCGCUCGUCUUCACCGGCGUCGCCAAGGUGGCCUGGCGCGACUCGUCAACACACCACCACGACCACCCUCUCUUCUUUCACGACUUUAACUUCCUGAACCCUUCCUCUCACACAAGCCGCGAGGACGCCAAGAAGGAGCAGCACCACGUCCAUACACUCAAGGCCGGCCGCCACGUCUUCCCCUUCUCCCUUACCGUCCCAGGCUCGCUUCCUGCCAGUCUUCGCACGUACUCAGGUACCGGCAUCAUUGAAUACAAGCUCAAAGCGCUGGCGCAGCGACCUGGCUUUACGGCGGCGGAUUGGAAGGCGAGGAAGAUCGUGAGGUUGUCGAGGAGCUUCCCGGCGGACGCGGUCGAGUUCAAUCAAACGCUCGAGAUUGAGAACACUUGGCCUGGCAAGGUCAUGUACUCGUUCACAAUCCCUCACAAGGCCUAUGCCGCGGGAGACACGAUUCCCGUAGCCGUCAAAUUCUCGCCGCUCGCCAAGGGCGUCCGCAUCGUUUCGCUAAUCACGACGAUUCGCGAGCACACCACCGUCUACUCGAAGAGCUCGUCGCACUCGGAAGCUCGCGACGCCACGGUCGUCAAAUACAACUUCCUCGACGCUCCGUCAGCUCGCUCGUCCGGUGCAAACACGCCCGCGCCUCGCAUCGAGUCGUCCGCCUCACUCUCUUCGCUCGGCGCCCAACCUUCGGGAGUCUCGACGCCGACUACGCCCGGUUUCAACUCGCCCAUUCAUGGCUCCCGUACGCCCGUUCGCGAGCGUGGCGACGAAACGGGCUACCCGUUCUCGGUCGGUCGCGCCAGUCGACCGCGCGCACGGUUUCAGCUGGGACCGGAGGACGAGGACGAGGAGGAGGAGCUGCACCAGCCUCAUCCGGCGCACGAGGAGCACGAGGAGGUCGACGAUGGCCAGGACACCGAGAUUGACGUCGUCGUCGACGUCCAAAUCCCCAUCUGGACAGCACCAUCGCAUGCCGUCCAUCCCGUCUUCGUCAACCACAAGAUCAAGUGGAGCGCCUUCAUCAAGAACCCGGAUGGCCACGUCUCGGAGCUGCGAUGCGCCCUGCCGAUUCACAUCCUCGCGUCGUGCUUGCAGGACGAAGCGCGACUCGCUUCCGCCGGCUCGCGCAACCUUCUCUUCGGCGAGUCGGGUGUCCUCGCGCACUCGGAUGUCCCGCAAGUCGACUUGCCGUCGUACCAGGACCACGUGAUGGACCGCAUCGCGAACGCCGAGACGGCUAGCUACUUCACAGCAUCGUCCGGCUUCGCUCCGACACCUUGGAGCACUCGCACAACCCCGACCGGUACUCCCGGCAUCUCUCCUCCCGCCUCGCGCCCUCCUUCUCGCCCCGCAUCGCCCGACCGGAGAAGCAGCCAUCACAGUAGCUUCGGCGGCUUCGGCGGCUUCUCGGCGCUCUCCGCCCUCAGUCACCGCGACACCUCGGCCCGCUCCUCGACUCCUGCCAGUCCUCAGCCUACUUCGCCGCCGCCCGAGCAGCAGGAGCACCCCGAAGACCACCGCAACUGGGUCGACUCGGAACUGCUCAGCACGCUCAACGUCAACGACCACACUUCGCCUCCGACGUCCGCUCCGACAUCUCGACCAGGCAGUCGGCCAGGCUCGCGCCCUCCCUCGCGACCGAGCUCUCGACCAGGGUCGCGCGCGAGCAGUCCUGACCGCGCCUCGUCGAUGGCCAUGCCGAUUGCGUCUGCGCCCACCACGCCUGGCGACCACGAAGAGCGCCCGCCUCUCUCUCGCUCGCACACCUCGGGCAGCUUCUUCAACCUGCACUUCCCUAAGCCACUGCGGCCGCUCACGUCGUUCUCGCGGAACAACUCGGCGAGCAACUUGCGGGACAUGCUGCACAUGAGCAGCUCUGGCAGCGACUCGAGGCGCGGGUCGACGGCGCCGCAACAGCAACAGGAGGAUCCUGCUGGGACGCCGUCACCGUCUGCGCUGUCGAAUGCGCUUGCUGCACACGUUGCGCGAACUGGCUCGACUGGUCCAGCCCCGCGACCUUCCCUCGCUAUGGACACCGCGCCUCAAGCGAUUCACACCCAUCCGCUCAUGUCCAAUUCGCCGUCCCAUACUCCUCCGCAUAAUCCGGCGACGGCCAACUUGUCGAAUGGCGCCUCGCCCAUCUCUGCUUCUCCCGCCCAGCCCAGCCCGAUCUCGCCAGGCCACAACAGCAACUUCCACCUGCACUACCUGCCGACCCCUCCGCCUCUUCUCUCGCCCUCACCCAUGUCCAGCACGCCUUCCCGAACAGGCGUCAGCUCGCCCGCUUUGUCGUCGUCCGUCUCGUCGAGCGGACGACCAGCAGGCGAGCAUGCCGGGCCGAGCGAUGUCGAUUUCCUCUCGCAAGUCCCGCCGUACGACAUCGCCGCACGAGGCUUCCUCGGUGGAGGAGUCGUGCCGCUCUCGUUCAAUCCGCCGCUGUACGACGAUGUCUGCAGUCCGGGCGGUACGAGACCUGGGUCUCGUGCGGGGAACAGGGCGGACAAGCCGCACGAGCAGGCUACGUUGGGCGAAGGGCCUCAUCCGGCGACGCAGGAGGGUGCGUUGGCGCACGACUUUGCGGUUGGCGGGUCGAGUUGA
Messenger RNA from Rhodotorula toruloides NP11, 2751 nucleotides. Its product is annotated as arrestin/PY protein 1. The coding region runs from base 1 to 2751 and encodes 916 amino acids. The transcript is spliced from 4 exons. The record is from RefSeq and is a predicted model, not a curated record. NCBI's taxonomy places the organism in Eukaryota, Fungi, Basidiomycota, Microbotryomycetes, Sporidiobolales, Sporidiobolaceae.